AUGUCCGCCCGAGACUGGGAAUUCCGACAGAGGGACGCCUAUGUGGUGUGGGAGGCUGACGUGGAAAGUAAAGAAAAUGCUGAUGUGCGGCUACGUCGUAUGUUGGUAAACUCGACCGAGAUGAAUAUUGCAAUACAUAAGGCUCUGAAUGUGAUUGAAAGAAUACCUAUUGCGUGGAAUUGGAGUGACCCUUUGGUGACUAGAGUGGCUUAUGUAAUGGCAAUACCGACGUGUGGAGUGGUUUCGGUGAUUCUAGCAGUAGUUCCGCUGCAGUUUAUGGUAUUUGUGAUUGGUACGGUAGUGAUAUUGGAAAUUUUCUGGACUCAGGAGAAGAAGCGAAAAGUUUUGGCUAGUGAAAAGGAGGGAGGAUCGUCGGAAGAAUUCGGUGAAAGUGAGCGAAGUGGCUUUGGUGUUGGCGAAAAAAUGGGAAAAAUUACGAAUUUAUUGCGGAAUUUUUUCUGGAUGAUUCCGGACGAUUAUGAACUGGGACAUCGGUACGUCGCGAACACGCAGAGGGUUGGUGUCGGCGGAGCGGCGAAAAAAAUUUCCGCGGAUUUUCGGGUGAAUCGGUGA
This is a messenger RNA of Perkinsus marinus ATCC 50983, 573 nucleotides long. RefSeq lists its product as hypothetical. NCBI's taxonomy places the organism in Eukaryota, Perkinsozoa, Perkinsida, Perkinsidae. The transcript has a single exon. The record is from RefSeq and is a predicted model, not a curated record. Bases 1 to 573 code for a protein of 190 amino acids.